Molecule: messenger RNA, 1775 nt
Organism: Pyricularia grisea
Lineage: Eukaryota; Fungi; Ascomycota; Sordariomycetes; Magnaporthales; Pyriculariaceae
Exons: 3
Coding region: 339-1688 (449 amino acids)
Biological process (GO): transmembrane transport
Molecular function (GO): transmembrane transporter activity
Source: RefSeq, a predicted model, not a curated record
UUUUUUUUCGUACACCAUGUAACCCUCUAAUUGAGAAUUCAAAUGCGACUACGCCCGGAUCCGAUGCCCGAUCGGCUCCGAUGUGACAGGAGCACGUGCGAUCACGUCAGUGAAUCCUUGGAUGGUCUCGCGCAGAACUUUUCCUUCAACCCCACUCGUCGCCGAUAAGCGCGGGACUAUAUGAAGGAUGGGUGCGACGUUGUGUUUCGCUGUAGCGAACAGUCAAUGGCAGUUUUCGCGCCGUCACACCUGUAUCUCAUGGGCUGCCGAGCGACUGAGUGACUGAGUGGCUUGACCUUUCUCCGCAGUUCAAGUUGUACAAUCUGAAAGCAGUCGCCAUGGCGUUCUUCAGGAGCGUCCUAGCCCAGAUGAUUAUCUGCGGUAUUAUUGCACUACUUGGGCCAGGCCUAUGGAAUGCAAACAACUCUCUCGGUGCCGGUGGUGCACUUGAGCCCUACCUUGUCAAUGCUGGAAAUUCGAUCGUUUUUGCAUUCAUGGGCCUAUUCUCGAUCCUGUCACCCGUGUUUGUAAACUGGAUCGGAGUCAAGCAGACCCUAAUCCUUGGAACCCUGGGCUGGUCCAUCUACAGCGGCUCGCUCUAUCAGAACAACCGCUUCGGCACCGAAUGGUUCGUCAUCCUGGGUGCUUUCAUCUGUGGAAUCAGUGCCGGUUUCUACUGGGCCGCCGAGGGCGCUGUGAUCCUGUCGUACCCGGAACACCGCAAGCGAGGACGAUACCUGGCCCUCUGGCUGGGCUUCAAGAACAGCGGCCAGCUUAUCGGAGGCAGCAUCAACCUAGGCCUGAACGCCAACACUGCGGUGGCCGGAAAGGUGUCAUGGGUGACGCUGCUCGUGUUCGUUUGCCUGCAGGCCCUCUCCCUACCAGUCGCAUUUCUGCUCUCCCCGCCGCAUAAGGUCGUGCGCAAGGACGGCUCGCCCAUCCACGUGGACGAGCGCACCCCCAUGCUGGAGCAGCUGCGGCGCAUCUGGGCCACCGUCUCGACGCGCCGCGUCGGCCUGCUGCUGCCCAUCUUCUUCAGCAGCUGGUUCUACUGGGGCUACGGCUCCACGUACCUGACGCUGUACUUUACCGUGCGUGCCCGCGCCCUCGCGUCCUUCCUGUCCGCCAUCACCGGCACCAUCGCCUGCAUCGGCUUCGGCAUCUUUCUGGACUCGGACAGGUUCACCAUCAAGCAGCGCAUCCGCUGGGGGUUCCUGGCGUCUUGCGGACCUUUUACGCUGCUCUGGAUCUGGGUCUUUGUCGUGCAGCACGACUUUAACAACCGAAACCCGGGCGCUCUGGACUGGCUGAGACCCGGGUUCGGGCGCGCGUUUGGCAUUUACAUCAUGCUCAACACCAUCGGCAACAUGGUGCAGAACUUUUUGUACUUUUUGGUCGGCACCAUCGGCGACGGCACAUCGGAGCUGAGCAGGCUGACGGGACUGCUCAGGGGUGUGGAAAGCUGGGGACAAUGUGCUUCCUUUGGGAUCAGCAGCAGCAAAUUUAACCUUUUCCACACCGUUAUCAUCAACCUCGUGCUUUGGGUGGUCAGCCUGGUACCUGCAUUCAUUAGCGUCUGGGAGGUUGAGGAUAGGAAGCACGCGGGAGCUGUCGGAUCGUCAGAGGCUGACGGCAAGGUCGAAGCGGUUAACAAAGUCGGUGUAGACGAGGAGAUAUCCAAGGCUUGAUGGUCAAGGCUUCAAUCGUGAGCUUGUCGAGUUGUCACAGCCCCUGAAGGGAAAUAUAUCCGUAGACCGCAGGUUUUUGCAAAUGGG